ACACUGAACAGGAAAUGAGCCAGUCGAGAAGAAAGAAUCAGUAGAUGUGAGCAGCAGGCUGGAGCUCCACAACUGUAUGUACAUUUCUACAUCUCAGGCUGUUUGGAUCCUUGUUAGAGUCAGCUCAUCGACUUUCUUUCAGAAGGGAAAUCUGGAGAAAACACACAUCCGCAGCUCCAACAAUGUCAGCUCUGCCCCCGCGCUAACUGAGCUCCCACAGGAGGGCCGGUGAGAUGGCGUUCGUGGCGGUGGAGUUCGACUACGAGUACAAAGCAAAGGACGGCCGGCGUAUCUCCAUCAAACCCAACGAGAGGUACAUCCUCAUCUCCAAGACCAACGAUCACUGGUGGCAAGUCUGCAAAGACAAAGACUCCAAACCCUUUUACGUCCCUGCAGAGUACGUGAAAGAGGUCUCAGUUCCUUCUGGAGAUUCUUCUGUUCCUAAGAAGCCAGAAUCAUCAAAGAGUCUGGCUAGAAGUAAACCAGUGGAUGGGGCAAAGAACAACUUAGCGGACAUGACCAAGAAAACAUCCCCUGACACAAAAACAGUGACUCGUCUUCGGAGUGAAUCAAAAGAAACAAUCCGCUUCUCUACGUUUGGUUUGUGGGUGAACUUGCAAAGUGAAGAUGCUCCAGCAGCACGCAAUCGUGCACACAGUUUGAAUGACAUACAGAAAGAGAUGUCCCCAAACUCUUCACGCAGGGCAUCAGCUGCUCCACAAGCAGACAUAUCUGAGGACAUAGAACUAUACGCAAAACCUCGGCCUGCAGAAAAAAAAAUGAAGCAGGCAAAAAUCUCAAAGGGGGACAAAUCCAGAGAGGAGCCACAGGGUUGUGUGGAGGAUAAACCUGUGGAUUUACCCCCACCCAUCAUGGAUGAUAUGGAUUUCCCUUUGCCUCCCCCAGACUUCUAUGACACACCUCCUGAAAUAAGCGUAACUGAUUGUGACUCCUUUCCUGAGCCUCCUAAUCCUGCUGGAUCCCCACCAAAAGAAUCAGCCCCGCUGCUUCAAAGUUCAGCUCUGACAGCAGACAAAGAGCAGGUGGAGGAUAAAAAUCUCCGGACAGCAGUGUACGUCAACGUAGCACAGCUUCGCCAAAGCAUCUCCGAAUCUCCCCCAUCGGAUCCCUCCCCCUGCUCGCCUUCCUCCCUAACACAGGAGGGAUGGGAGGUUCAUGUUGACGAAGAAAGUGGACAGAAAUAUUACUUCCACCCCGACACGGGGCGCACCACCUGGGACAAACCCUUUUUAGACUCCCCCACGGACCCUGAGCGGCUCCCUCCAGAGGUACCUUGCUCUCCGUCCCCCCCUCCAUCUGACUGGGGCUCAGACUGGGAGCAGCUGGUGGAUGAAACCACUGGUCGGCCUUACUUCUAUAACCACAUGUCCGGGGAGACGUCCUGGGACCCUCCUGAGCAGCAGAGCCCUUACCCCCCUCCAAUGGAGCCUAUGAGCAUGCACAGGUUUCCCGAUGACGGACCGCCUCCUUUACCUGCGGAGGACUAUCCCUCAGAAGAUUACCCUGGUGCAGAAACAGCAGAGGCAUACGAGGAUCUCAACAAUACCGGACCUCCCACCCUCCCCAAGGAGUACAGUCUCAGUCAUGUGAGUCGGACCAAUAUUCCCCGGGCCAACCUGGAUCGCAGUACCCCGCCUGGAUGGAACCUGACUGUGGAACCCAAUGGGACCUGGGUUUUCACCAGUGAAAACUCUCCAGAUCAGUGGAUAAAGUCUGUAGAUGAUCAGGGGCAGACCUACUACUACCUGAGGGACGGCUCCAAGUCUGAGUGGAAUCUACCUGAGGCCCCAGGAGCUCCAUCACACUCCAAUGUGCAGAAUGGUGAUGAGAACGAAAAUGUCCACAUCAUCAAAAACUGGAGAGAAUCGAGGGCACCUGCUCAAUUCUCCACUAACCAGGAAGAUGGGAGGUUUGUGCAGACUCAUCUGAGGAACACAUCAGACCACAGCAGCGAUAGCUCCAGUACAGGAAACUCUCCAGAGCAUUACGUACAGAACUUGGAAAAAGCUGGAAUUCUUAAUAAAACAAAAGUUUGUGAGAAUGGAAAGAAAGUUAGGAAAAACUGGGCUCCAACAUGGACUGUUCUUCACGGAGGAGUCCUGACAUUUCACAAAGACCCCAAACCCUCACCAGGCGCUGUGAACAGGACCAAUCAGAUUGUUCCAGAGUUCACGGUGGAUCUGAAGGGCGCUACGAUUGGCUGGGCCACCAAGGACAAAUCCAGUAAAAAGAAUGUUUUAGAGCUCAAAGGGAAGAACGGUGUGGAGUUUCUCAUCCAGUACGACAUAGAAAGCAUUAUCUUCGACUGGCACAAAGUUUUAACGGACACCAUUCGACAGCUCGACUACCAGGACCACCCGUCUGAGGAAGAGGAUGGAGACCUAUAUGAGAAAAUCGUAGAACGAGACAUCAAGCCUGCGGUUGGAGCAGACAAAGUAAAACCCCAAAGGCCAAGCGUAUCGCAGUCCCCCAGCGCUGCGGGGGAAACGGAUCCGAAGAAGGUUCGGACCAAGCUCAUGAAGUUCCUCAUGAAGCGGCCAACGCUGCAGUCGGUCAAAGAAAAGGGUUAUUUCCGAGAAAAUGUGUUUGGUUGUCAUCUGGCCACGCUGUGUGCUCAGGAGAGGGCCACCGUUCCUAGUUUUGUGGAAAAAUGUGUUAAAGCAGUAGAAAGGAGAGGUUUAGACAUUGAUGGGCUGUACAGAGUCAGUGGAAACCUUGCUGUCAUACAGAAGCUUCGCUUCAAGGCGGAUCAUGAGGAACUGGACCUUGAGGAUGGUCAGUGGGAGGACGUUCAUGUCAUCACCGGAGCACUGAAAUUAUUUUUCCGAGAGCUUCCUGAGCCUCUAUUCCCCUACAGCCACUUUAACAGCUUCAUUGCAGCCAUAAGAAUUGCAGAUUACAACACAAAGCUGUCUCACAUUUUUGAGCUGGUUAGAUCACUUCCUCCUGCAAACCAUGACACUAUGAAGCUGCUUUUUGGGCAUUUACAAAGGGUAAUUCAAUACGGUGAGAGCAACCGGAUGACUGUGCAGAACGUCGCCAUCGUGUUCGGCCCAACGCUGCUUCGGCCGGAGACGGAGACAGCGAACAUCACCAUGCACAUGGUCUUCCAGAACCAGAUCGUGGAGUUCAUCCUGAAUGAAUACAACCGUCUGUUUAGCUGAAGCUAAAACAGUCACGCACAUCUGGACGAACGUGUAAAAAAGUGCUAGACUUUUUGUUUUCUUUCUUUUUUUUUUUAAGAUUUCCCAUCGUAUGCACAUCAGCAGCUUUAGUACCACAUGUGAAAUUAAAGAUGUAUGGAAUAAAUUAAAAGUGCCGUUGAAAUUAAGCUGCCAAGAUAAGGGAUUUGCUCUGUAUGUUUGUUUUUUUUUUUGCCUGAGGACGUUCGCACUGUCAAACUCUCUGUUCCAGUAUUGUAGGAAUAAGUCUGAGCUGCACUGAUUUUACUUUUCUUCAGUGAAAGAAGCACUCUGUGUCAAACUGCUUUCAGAAUCUAAAUGUUCGAAAGCUGCUAAAGCCACUUUCUCCUAUUUGAUGCUUGCUUUUCUCCUCUUAGAUGAAGUAAAAAUGUCCAAAUCAGUUUGGUAAAACCUGGGAAGCAUUAACGCUGUCUUAAAUGAGCUUUUAUCUUUUUUUUUUUUUAAGCAUUUAAUCUCUUUCUAACGUUUGUUUAGGAUCUGAUGUUACAUGAUAUCAAUUCUGGUAAUAACUGUUAUUGUAUUCUUACAUCUUCCAUUUUUUUUCCUCUCACUCUUCCCAUUAAAUUUAUUGUAAUAUAGAAAUGUAUAAAUAGAUGAAAUUAUUGCCAACAUGUUGGUGUGAAGUAGAAAAUGGAUUAGAUGUAGAUUGUAAAAGACUGUGAGAGUAUUUUUUCAAUUAUGCUGUACCUGAGGAGUUUGUAAGAUAAAACAGUGAGAAGAAAUAGUUAUAUAUUAACAGAUUGAAGUCAACUUAAUCUAACAGCCAACAGAAAAGAGGAAAUUAGCAUAACUAUAUGUCCUGUAAAUAGUAAUAAAUGGUAUAGUUAUGCUGCAAGCUGGUGGAAAAAAGCACAAAUUCUUUCUAUAAU
Cyprinodon variegatus (sheepshead minnow) is the source of this 4093-nucleotide messenger RNA. RefSeq names its product rho GTPase-activating protein 27-like (gene arhgap27). NCBI's taxonomy places the organism in Eukaryota, Metazoa, Chordata, Actinopteri, Cyprinodontiformes, Cyprinodontidae. Gene Ontology annotation, biological process: signal transduction; regulation of GTPase activity. Gene Ontology annotation, cellular component: cytoplasm. The record is from RefSeq and is a predicted model, not a curated record. Gene Ontology annotation, molecular function: protein binding. The transcript has 18 exons. The coding region runs from base 234 to 3185 and encodes 983 amino acids.